AUGCCCGCUAAACGUGAGUACAGCCUCUUUGAUAGCAAAAGGCUUUUGACUGACCAUGUGCUUUAUCAAAAGGUUUGCUGCUCAAAGCACGGCUUCUGCGGAACCACUGAAGAGUUCUGCGGUAACAAGAAGGUCAGCAGGCCUAGCUGUACCGUCGACAAGAGCAGCAAAUUCAAGCGUGUCGUGGGAUACUACGAGACAUGGUCUGCCUCGCGAUCUUGCAAUCGCUUCUACCCAGAGCAAAUCCCUCGUGGCGUAUACUCUCAUAUCAAUAUCGCCUUUGCCAGCAUCAACCCCAAGACCUUUGAGAUCGUGCCCGCUAAGAAGGAAGACCUCGAGAUGUACAAGCGAGUCUCUGCUCUCAAAGCCAAAGACCCCAACCUCAAAGUCAUGAUUGCUGUUGGCGGCUGGACAUUUAAUGACCCAGGCCCGACUGCGACGACUUUCUCUGAUAUUGCGAGGUCUGCUGGUGCCCAAAAGAAGUUCUUCGAUUCCACGAUCAAGAUGUUGGAGACCUAUGACUUGGACGGCAUCGAUCUUGAUUGGGAAUACCCCGAGGCCGACGAUCGAAGCGGACGCCCUGAGGACUUUGCUAAUUUUCCGAAAUUCAUGAAAAACUUGAAAGCCGCUUUGAAGAAAUAUGAAGUUAGCAUUACACUCCCGGCCUCUUAUUGGUAUCUUCAACAUUUUGAUCUGAAGGCUCUCUCUCCGCACGUGGACUUCUUCAAUAUGAUGACCUAUGACUUCCAUGGUGUAUGGGAUAAGCCGAACGAAUUUGUUGGACCAUACUUGAACAGCCACACGAACCUGACUGAGAUCAAGGGGGGUCUUGAUCUUCUCUGGCGCAACGGUGUCGACAAGGACAAAGUUACGCUAGGUCUCGCCUUCUACGGACGCGGCUUCAUCGCCAGUAGUUCUUCCUGCAUGUCCCCCGGUUGUACUUACGAGUCGGGAACGUACGCUCAAGCCUGCAGUGCCGAAGUUGGCGUGGCUCUGAACUCAGAGAUUGACCAGCUCGUUUCCGAGCAGGGGGCCAAGGCAACACUGAACAAAGAUGCUGCCGUCAAGAUCGUCACCUGGGGCGGCAACAACUGGCUCACCUUUGACGAUGAGGAGACUCUUCGCCUCAAAGCGGACUACGCUCGCAGCCUAUGUCUCGGCGGUGUUAUGGUUUGGGCCAUCUCGCACGAUACCAGGGCUGGAAAAUAUUCCAUGGCUCUGUCUCGUGUCGCUCCUAGACUAUUCACUUCUGAAAUGGCUACGGAAGAGGACGAUGGCUAUGUCACCGAUGUUGAGGAGCACAAACAAUGUCGAUGGACCAACUGCGACGAAAAUUGCCCUUCAGACUGGACUCGUAUGAUGCGAAGUGGUCCAGGUGCAGGAAAGAACGAGUACAUGGUCAAUGGGGCAGGUUGCGGUGGUCGUGGAGAGCACAAAUUAUGCUGCCCUGCCGGUAACAAGCCAACCUGCGGAUGGUACACACACAACAAUGGCGACUGCGAUAGUGGCAAAUCCUGCCCCAGUGGCUACAAGGAAAUCGGCAGCAACAACGAGUACUGCCACUCCCAGGUGGAAACCGACAACAUGAAGCUAUAUUCUCAAUGUGACUGGAGUGCAAAGGUUGCUUCGAGCACCUGGCCAAGUUGCGAAAAGGCUACCUGCGGUUCCGACGUUAUCGCGUUCUCCGGUGACGGUAGUGGUGAUGCAAUGUGCUGGGGAGCCUGGUACAAGGGAGGCAUGGAAGAUUCAAAGAAGAACAAGUACUGCUGCGACCAGCCUGAAGAAGACAAAAAGUGGAAGGAUUGUGAAUGGCAAGGCAUGACAGAUUGGACAGAUGAAGACACGGGCUUGAAGUUCUGCAACCCAUCAUGCUCUGGUGGCCUUACCAUGGUUGCCAUGGAGCACACGGGAUGCUCAGGCGGUGGUGCCCGGGCAAGGUGUUGCAAACCUGGUUGGACAACCUCAACCACUCGGUACGAAAACAGUGAAGACGAAUACUUCGAGAGUUACAUCAAGUGCACGCUUGCCAGUCGUCAGAUUUGGGGUAUUGGCGACAUCCAGAGCUUUGCGACAGAGCAGUACAUGGAGAAGAUGGUUUCGGAGCUCUUCAUGGGAACACCGCGAGAGUCCACAAAGAGCAUCUGGAACAACACGAUGCUGUCGUACUCUGAGUUCAAUAGUCUAUCCUACGCCAACCUCCACGACUACCAGCAGGCUCAAGGGUACGACUACUAUCUUCAGCUGGGCACGCAGUGGCCCCGAUACGUCGUCUGCAACUUAGGAAGCAUUAAUGCUGCCAUCAAAGGAGGCGAUGGCGAGGGUGAUGGUUCCUGCACCAUUACUUGUGCGUGCACAAGAGAUGACUGUUGCGACGAGGACGAUGAUAUCUGCAUCAACUGGAGCAAGGAUGGCGAGACGACAGCUCUGCAGAAGAGAGGCGAAAAGAAGUCUUAUCCUUGGAUUGCUAUCGAUCCUGCCACGGGUGCUCAAGCGAGUUUGCCUUGGAACGCACCAUCGUAUCCCUCUCCUGGUGACUUGAACGUGAACACGGAGAGAACCCAUUUGGCCGAUGCCUGGAGAUACGACCCAAAUUGUGCCAACUUCGAUCCAGUUGUUAUUGAUCUCCUUCCCAACGGGCCAACGGGUACAAUGAUCAAGGGAUAUGAGAACGACCAUCCUUUUGAACGCAAGAUGCCUGCCAUCUGGGGAGAUGAUGCGCUUCUUGGUCGGCUUGCCAACGGCGUUGGUGAUUCCGAAUUUAUUGUGCCUUUUGACUUCUUCACUGUGUCGUUACAGCAGACCAAUGCGGCAGGUCAAACGAUUCAGAACAUGUUGAUGAAUACGCUUGGCAGUAAGACGAAUCGUGGGGUAAUGACCUUGAUGAUCAAAGACGCGAAUCUGCUCAAGGAGAAGCUGUGGACACUCAGGGACGAUCUCGUUGCCCCCACGAAGAUGGAGAACCUCGUAUACGGGAACUGCCCGAAAGACGCGUUGGACCAGAUCAGAAAGGUCCUCUCCGUCUACCGUUACCAUCUGCGUCCAGCGUUCCUUGUCAAGCUCAAAAAGGUCGUCAAUGAUUUCCGCGAUCUACUACGGAUUGCAGAGCAGCAUUACGCAAGCACUCACGGUGGCGCCAGCCCGAACGCCGUAAACCAUUUCGAUGAUUGGCUCAGGACCACUCUUGAGAGGAUGAAGGAACUCACUGAGGAAGUUGGCAACCAAUGGCUCCCUGAGUUGGCCCGCAACCCUGCCGUUACUGGUAAUGCCGUCGACAACUCCAUCCGCCAGAACUUGGUGAGAGCCUUCAGCAGCCUUCCGGAUAUUGACACCACGGGGUUCUUCCCUUGA
Colletotrichum fioriniae is the source of this 3348-nucleotide messenger RNA. The record is from RefSeq and is a predicted model, not a curated record. Lineage: Eukaryota; Fungi; Ascomycota; Sordariomycetes; Glomerellales; Glomerellaceae.